GUCCCCGCAUGGAGCACGAGCCUAGCGCCUCGCAGGCCACCCCCGCUCGGGCCGCGCUCUUCGCCUGGGGUGCAAAUAGCUAUGGGCAACUUGGCCUUGGCCAUAAAGAAGAUGUACUUGUGCCCCAACAACUGAAUGACUUCUGUAAACCUGUGUGUGUCAGGAGGAUCACAGGAGGAGGGGGCCACUCUGCUGUUGUCACAGAUGGAGGAAGCCUUUUUGUUUGUGGCCUGAACAAAGAUGGGCAGUUGGGACUUGGUCACAUGGAGGAUGUUCUAUAUUUUACACUGUGUAAAUCCCUCCUUGGCUGUCCCAUCCAACAGGUGGCCUGUGGCUGGGACUUUACCAUUAUCCUCACAGAAAAUGGUCAAGUUCUAUCAUGUGGAUCCAACUCCUUUGGCCAAUUAGGAGUUCCUCAUGGGCCUCGAAGAUGUGUGAUUCCCCAGGCCAUUGAACUCCUGAGAGAGAAGGUUGUUGGUAUUGCUGCUGGACUGAGGCAUGCGUUAGCUGCUACAGCAAGUGGCAUUGUGUUCCAGUGGGGAACUGGUCUGGCAUCAUCUGGACGGCGGUGGUGUCCUGGACAGACUCUCCCACUGUUUUUGACAGCAAAGGAACCGAGCAGAGUGACAGGCCUAGAGAAUUCUAAAGCAAUCUGUGUUAUUGCUGGCUCAGAUCACUCAGCUUCAUUGACAGAUGCAGGAGAGCUGUAUGUUUGGGGAAGCAACAAGCACGGGCAACUGGCCUCCCAGGCUGCUUUCCUUCCUGUGCCCCAGAAAAUCGAAGCGCACUGUUUUCAGAAUGAAAAGAUCACUGCUGUCUGGAGUGGGUGGACACACCUGGUUGCUCAGACAGAAACUGGCAAGGUGUUUACCUGGGGCCGAGCAGACUACGGUCAACUAGGGAGGACGUUGGCGUCUCAGGAAGACUGGAAACCAGAAAAGCAGAACUCACCCCUCCCCUGCUCGAGAUCACAGAAGAGCACGCCUUCGCCUCUGCACUGCUUAACAGGAGCAACUGCGGUCUCUUGUGGCUCAGAACAUAAUCUGGCAGUGAUUGAUGGGACGUGCCACUCCUGGGGCUGGAACGAGCACGGCAUGUGCGGCGAUGGCAGCGGAGCCGACGCCUGGGCCCCGAAGCCUGUGCCGGCCCUGCGGUCCUCGGCAGGACUCCUCGUGGGCUGUGGGGCUGGCCACUCCCUGGCCCUCUGCCAGCUGCCAGCCCUCCCUUCCCCAGACGCCAGUGAGGACGCCAAAUCUCAGGAAGCCACGGACAGAGAGCAGCUGGAAGGAAAGAUAACCGGUACCGUCUACCCGGAGCCAACGUGACAGGUGCCGAACGUGGGGGCUGAGGACAGGGACCCGUUAAUAAAGCAGCUUU
Molecule: messenger RNA, 1377 nt
Organism: Molossus molossus (Pallas's mastiff bat)
Lineage: Eukaryota; Metazoa; Chordata; Mammalia; Chiroptera; Molossidae
Gene: SERGEF
Product: secretion regulating guanine nucleotide exchange factor
Exons: 11
Coding region: 9-1325 (438 amino acids)
Source: RefSeq, a predicted model, not a curated record